AUGCGCGCAGCACACCCGGGAGAGGCCAGCGACGAGAAGCGCGGACAGUGGAGGAAGAAGACGAUACACCAAACGACCAAGAAUUGCAGAAAAGACGAACAAGCCCAGAAGGAAAGUUCUGAACAAAGGCAAGAGCCGACGCACAAAGACAGACGCCAACCGAGCGUACAUACCCCGCGGUACAACGCCCGAACGGAGUGCUGCGAAGCGGACAGUGAGGAUCCUGGAACGUCGAGAGGCAGGAACGUCGAGAGGCAGAAACGUCGAGAGGCAGGAACGUCGAGAGGCAGAAACGUCGAGGAAACGUUGGGAGAAGACAGCGAAACAGGCCAAGUGCACGAGAGAGAGGCGGGGAGGAGAAAAGGCGAACUAACCAAGCGAGAAAACGAGCAGAUCGACGAAAGAUGCCGCCGGACCCAAGACGCCACAGAAACACCGACACAUGUCAGCGCUCGAGGUAAAUCUGUCUCAGGUAUGUUCUUUCACACGUUGUAAAUGCAUCCUGCUUUCCUCUGCUGCCCCUUCACCGCGCGCUCUUCACAACGACGCUGUCUGCCUGCUUUAACAGAUACUGCACAGAUCGCACAAAGUUACCACACAUAACUGUGUCUUAAACAGAGAGAGAGAGAUGACGCUGCGAAAACUUCCAUUUUUGCCGGUACAUCUAGAGACUGCGUACAACAGUGAGACAAGCGAAACA
This is a messenger RNA of Toxoplasma gondii ME49, 700 nucleotides long. RefSeq lists its product as hypothetical. The record is from RefSeq and is a predicted model, not a curated record. NCBI's taxonomy places the organism in Eukaryota, Apicomplexa, Conoidasida, Eucoccidiorida, Sarcocystidae. The coding region runs from base 1 to 495 and encodes 164 amino acids. The transcript has a single exon.